This is a messenger RNA of Polychytrium aggregatum, 1256 nucleotides long. RefSeq lists its product as uncharacterized. Lineage: Eukaryota; Fungi; Chytridiomycota; Chytridiomycetes; Polychytriales. Gene Ontology annotation, molecular function: DNA-binding transcription factor activity; protein dimerization activity. The record is from RefSeq and is a predicted model, not a curated record. The coding region runs from base 303 to 1256 and encodes 317 amino acids. The transcript has 4 exons. Gene Ontology annotation, biological process: positive regulation of transcription by RNA polymerase II. Gene Ontology annotation, cellular component: RNA polymerase II transcription regulator complex.
CAUCGCCCCGAGAUAAACCUGCCGGCGCUGUGCCCUGUCCCGUUGCGUCGGCGUCGCAAACAGCUCCAUCGCCCCCGCCCGCCGCUAUUUAUUUCUGGACACGUACGCAAUUCGCCUCGCCAGCCCGUCGCUCCUGCUCUUGGUCCUGCUCCUGGUCCUGCUCCUGGUCUUGUUCUCGUCUCAGAACCCUCGCUGUCUCCCAGCCACCCAGAGCACAUCUCUGCCGACUCCGGUCCAUUCCAGACCCCACCGCCUUCCCCGCCAGCAAUCCCUGCUCGCCUGACCCGCUCUCCCGCCCAGCCAUGGCCACCUUCCGAUCCUCGCCCGGCUACAGCGAGAGUGACGACGUCUCCGACACCGACUUUGGCUCGCUCCCUAUCAAGAGCGAGUACCCGGACGCGGCAUACUCGUCCGCCAUGCACUCGGACCACUCGCCCAACGGGUCGCCAAAGAAACGCAAGCGCAGCGGCCUCAGCUCCGAGGAGCGCAUCGAGCAUCGCAAAAUCGCCCACACCGCCGUCGAGCGGCGUCGUCGGGAAAAGAUCCAGCAAAAGAUUCUUGAGCUCCGAGACCUCGUUCCCACCUGCACCACCCACCGCAACAUCCAAAAGGCUGUCAUUCUCGAGUGCACCGUCGAUUACAUCCACGAACUCCACGCCAAGAUCUGGGAUCUCUCGCGGCGGCUGCAAGAAGCCUCGCCAGCGGCUGCGACUGCCGCUGCUGCUGCCGGUGCUGCUGCACCAGAGUACCGCCUCGCCCACCAGAGCGUCUACUCGGCCCCGAUUCCUCCUCAUCCUCAGGCUUCUCAUAGCGCCCCGCAGCCUGCUCCUCCGGCUUCUCGGGACAAGCUCCUCCGCCGCAAUACUACCCACAUCCAGGACCAAGCCCAAGUCCAUACCAUCCCCAGCAUCCCCAGCAUCCCCAACAGUCGCAUCCUUCUCAACCGCAUACUCAGCUUGGUCCAUCCAGUCCCGGCCCAUGCCCUGGCGAAUCGCCAUGGACUCGGUGCUUCAUUUGACCCGCCAACCAUGCUCUCGCGUGGUGUUCGUCCCUCGGCCAUGUCGCCCGAUUCAGUCUCAGUAUCAGUCUCGGCCUCAGUCUCGGCCUCAGCACCGUCCCAAGCCUUCAACUUGACCGUGCCGCAAUCGAACCCCAGCGACCGGGUUACACCGCCCUCCGAUGCCCCUGGACGAUCCGAUGGUCUCACUGACUCGGCAAAUCGAUCCAUGAGCAUCCGGAGUCUCCUGCUAGGCUAG